UGAUAACUUGAAAACAAAAUAAUCGUACUGUAGCAUUUAAAGCAGCAAGAAACAUAUUAUGAAUGAAAAUGAUCGCUACACUUACGUUUAUAGACUCUCUCGGUUCGUAUAUUCUAGUAUUUGAUUCUGCAUCAAAUGAUUAAACUAAAGCUGCAUAAAGGAACCAAGGAAUUGGAAUAUGUAGCUAUGCGCAAAGAUUUAAGAGUGUGAACAUGUGGCGUGAGUUUAAAAUCGGGAAGGAAGACAUCAUUAACUGUUUCUUUUAACAAUAGUUUUCUGUUAUCAAUUUCAUCUUUUCUGACUUAGAAGGAGAUGGAAAUAAUGAAAGGGAGAUGUAACACUGAUAUUAACGAAAAAAAAUUUCCUGAUCAAAUUGAAGGAAGGAAAAUAAGAUUGGCCUUUUAAUGGAAAAUGCAGAAUAAAUCAAAGCACUGCUGAAGCAAAUCGAAAGAAGAAAUUACUAUAAUGUCAGAACUUAACAGUAAACCAGAUGUGUAAAUGUUUUUAAGGAAUUAAACAUGGAAAAACCUCAGAGAUGCCUGUUAAGUUUCUAUAAAUAAGAACAGCUAAGGAAAGGAAUUAAAAACGGCUACGGAGUCUCCAUUGUUGCAAAGGCCGCGGAACGUGAUUAAAGUAUGUAAAUAUUUCUCGCUUUUCGCAUAUGCGUAUCGUGAUUGAGGUCUCGCUUUCUCUAUCUUGUGAAUUCAUGAAAGCGGUGUAUAUUUUUGGAAAGACACACCAAAAUACCGCUAUCAGUCUAAAUAACUAAGCAAAUAGGCAUCUCUUGAGAGAAAAAUAUCAACACAGUCUGCACAGACAGGGUAGGGAACUGUAAAAAAGUGGAUAAACACUCUAGAAACAGUUUGCUUUUUCUCCAAUCCAAGAAAAAAGGUUAUUAAAACAUUAAAAUAUCCCUCCAUAAAAAACAUUAGUACAGUGGAUAACAACUGUAUUUGAUAGCCAACCAAUGAAACGAUUUUGAGUUCAAGUUAUAUUUGAUCGACGAAAAGUGCGGUCGCUAGGAAAGCGAUGUUAUUUUACAACAUGAUGUAUUCUUUCAGACUCCUACAUUUGUCAAUAAGCUUUGUCCCUAGGGCUAAAGAAAUGUAAAGGUGUCUACGUGUAUAAUUAAGACUCGCAUUAAAAGUUCAAGAAAUUGCCAAGCUCUAGCACUUUAUCCACUUAAGCACAGCUAUUCUCAGAAACGCUUUUAGUCGGCAAGAUUUAUCAUUCGUCGGAAUCCAUCCACACAAAAGAAAUGGCCGCAGUUCCGCUUUUUUUUAAUCGGAAAUCUUAAUUUCACUUUACAAAUUAAAUCAAACCAAUUAAGAGAAUCAGCCAGAGAGGCUUAAAGUAGAAAUGUUUGGUCAAUUCGGAUUUUAAAGGUAAUUGCACUUCAGGCAUAAAUUGUGGUCUGUGCAUAACAGGCGUGCUCAUGAAAAUACAAAAAGUCAAAAAGCUAUUUAUUUCGAUGAAAUAAAGAUAACAAUAACAAAAAUUCUCCUAAAUAGAAAUAGGUAGGAAUUAGCAAGCAAAGGUAAAACUUAAAUAAGCCGUUUUUUGAUCUGCAAUGACUGAAACAUAAAAUAUCUUCUCAGCCGCAGGGAAUAUACUUCAAUUAGCAAAGAACAUUUUCAGUUGAUGCCUGACCUCAGGAAAAAAUUAAAGGGGUAUACUUUUGCUAAUUUCCACUCUAUAAUCUUAAUAAAAAAACAAGUGAUGGGGCUAUUUUCAUGUGAAAAUUGCAUGAAGUUGUGCAGUCUCAAGGUUUGAAGAACCUCAGAUGGUCACUUCUCACAAAGAUAACCGUCUUUUCUAACAGAACAGCCUCCAACACUUCAGAAUUAACUCUGUCAAACACAAGCAAAAUGGCCUCUUCAAACCACGACCAUCAACUAAGCAGCUACGAGCCUGAGCUAAAGAAAGACGAUAGCGACUCGAGUCCAGUUGAGAGCGAAAAAAGCGAAUCUAAGGAGGCCUCGUCGAAAGAUCCCAAUGUGAAGCCGCCGUACUCUUACGUCGCGCUGAUCGCGAUGGCGAUUCGAGAGUCUUCCGAAAAGCGGUUAACCCUCAAUGGAAUUUACCAGUACAUUAUCAGCAAGUUUCCGUUUUAUGAGAAGAAUAAGAAGGGAUGGCAAAAUUCCAUACGGCACAAUUUGUCACUCAAUGAGUGUUUCAUUAAAGUUCCUCGAGAAGGUGGCGGAGAGAGAAAAGGCAACUACUGGACCUUAGAUCCAGCUUGCGAGGAUAUGUUUGAAAAAGGAAACUAUAGGCGCCGGCGCCGCAUGAAGAGACCUUACCGCCAACCAACUCUGCAGCACACCAACGGAAUGCUAACAGAUCCGCGCGCGGCAGCCUACGGAAACUUCAUCGCUCCCAAGUGGUCAGCUUAUAAUCCAGUUCAGAGUGUACCUACUGCAGGAGGAAAUUGGCGAACUGCUCAGCCUGCUGGUCCUCUUUCUUACCCGUGCAACCCACAAUCGUCUAGAGUUCCUCCGGGGUAUGCGGUUGCACCCUACAUGAACAUGGGAUCAACUGUUGGAGUCCCAGUCAGCUCAUACACAGGUACGCAGUAUUCUACACAAAUCCAGAACCCCGUGAAUAAUCAAUGUGGGUACGGAGCCGUGGCUAUGCCCAGUGUAGGUUGUCGCAGACAAACUGAUCAUACAGCCGCAGUACAUGGCCAUCAUUUUACUAAUCCGUACUGGAAUCCGCCUGACAAGCAUACAUUUGACGCUCAACCACGUUCAUAGGCUGAACGUGUGCGAGAGAUUAUUGACUGAAAAACGUUUCUACGAUCUAGAGAUUUUAUUUAUAUGAGAACACAUAAGAAUUACUCUUGGACCUGACUGCAAAUAGAGAAAGGAAAGUACGGGAAAAAAAGACUAAACGAAAAAGAAAAAAAAAAGCGAACUGACAAACUCGAGAUGUACACUCCAAAAUUAUAGAGAUUUCAUGUAAUAUUUGAGUAUUAUAUUUACUUUAAUCAUUAAAUCAGAAGCCCCUUGAUAUGGUAUCUGAGCAUUCCAACCAGUGCAGCAGUUGACCUUCCAAACAAAUCAAAUUGUACCAAAUCUAAUAUUAUCUUCGAUAAAGGAAAAAGAAAAUGAAAAUUCUCCUUCGAUUUAUUCUUAUUGCGCACAUUUUCGUAUGCUCUAAGUUCAAACUUAAAGUUGGCGAGCUAGUCAAUUCAUUAGGUACACUUUGUGAACUGUUAUUAGUGUAGACUUUCUACUUCACCGUGAAGGCGUGAAACGCCAAUGAUCUCUUUUGCUGCGUAAAGUCUUUAGCUUUUAACUGUAACUUACAGUUAUACUUUCAACUAGGAGGAUUUUGUCGAUCUAUUCCAUCCAUUUUAGAAUUUUGAGGAAGUACCUCUAGUGUUUGUUGACUUUGAUUUUGAAUAAUUUCUUGAACCGGCGGUUACUCGCCACUUAAAAAGGUUCGAGGGUACAAGAAAGAAACGAAUUUUUUGAAAAUAAUUUAUUUGCCGAUGCGGCAUUGUCACUGUAUUUUCUAUGCCUUCAAAGAAAAUAAACUCAUAGCCAGGGUA
Stylophora pistillata is the source of this 3553-nucleotide messenger RNA. Its product is annotated as forkhead box protein L2. Gene Ontology annotation, biological process: regulation of transcription by RNA polymerase II; cell differentiation; anatomical structure morphogenesis. The record is from RefSeq and is a predicted model, not a curated record. Gene Ontology annotation, molecular function: DNA-binding transcription factor activity, RNA polymerase II-specific; RNA polymerase II cis-regulatory region sequence-specific DNA binding. Lineage: Eukaryota; Metazoa; Cnidaria; Anthozoa; Scleractinia; Pocilloporidae.